Molecule: messenger RNA, 1182 nt
Organism: Peronospora matthiolae
Lineage: Eukaryota; Oomycota; Peronosporomycetes; Peronosporales; Peronosporaceae
Source: the annotation of a GenBank genome assembly
AUGUUCUGCCGGCAAAUAAGGACAGUCAAGCAGCAGCCGCGACCUCGUUUUUUGCCGCACCAGCCGCAGCGGCUGGUCACCAACUCCAACCGCUCGGCACCGAAUACUACUGGAAUUCGGAACAUCUUUGCUGGAAGCUGGAAACUCCCAGCUACAUUGGGCUUCGCCUUUAUCGGGUUCCUCCAAUGGCAGCAUUUGAACCACCCGACAGAUGAGGAGCGCAAGACUUAUCCAGCUGCGGCGCUACGUCGUCUUCCUGGUAGUCAAACAGCGUUCGAAGCUACAAUGGCGACGGAACGCCAGCUCCAAGCGCUCAAGCUCUUUCCAUACCGAGCUGCCAGUCGACUCUGGGGAGCAGUACACGAUAAGGAUUUACCAACGUGGCUGCGAGCACCUGUGUACAAGGCAUGGACCGCCGUUUUUAACUGCAAUCUGGACGAGAUGAAGUACUCGAUCCAGGAAUAUGCCAAUCUUGGCGAGUUCUUCUCGCGGCCACUAAAGGAUGGCGUACGUCCGUUUGAUACGGUUCCAAGUCAUCUUGCUAGUCCCGUUGAUGGGACAGUCGCCUCUGUCGGUGAGGUGGACGAUACCUACAAUGUGCCGACAUUGGAACAAAUUAAAGGUGCACGGUACCGACUAGACGAGUUUCUGGGUGGCCUUCCAACGUAUUUCUCGAAAAAGUCGUCAGCGUCCGAGGGUAAAAAGAUGUUUUACUGCGUACUGUACCUUGCGCCAGGAGACUACCACCGUAUCCACGCUCCCGUGGACUGGCAAGUUGAGGAGCGCCGCCACUUUCCUGGGAAUCUUUUUCCUGUUAAUCAGGUUGCAGCGCGACUAAUCCCGAGUCUUUUUGUGGAAAACGAGCGAGUAGCCCUGCUUGGCGAAUGGAAGCACGGCUUCUUUUCUCUCACUGCUGUUGGUGCCACGAAUGUGGGUUCCGUUGUCAUCACGAAGGAACCUGCUUUCUCUAGCAAUACUGUCGUACAGGACCAACUGGUAGGUCAAUGCUGUACAUAUCACUAUGGCAACAAGCUAAAUGCUGCACGUGGCGAGGAAAUGGCGCAGUUCAAGCUGGGCUCAACGGUCGUCUUGGUCUUCGAGGCUCCCGAGUCGUUCCAAUUCAACAUCAAGCCAGGUGAAAAGCUUAUCCUUGGCAGAUGCAUCGGAAAAGUAGCGGAGUAG